Tachyglossus aculeatus (Australian echidna) is the source of this 2633-nucleotide messenger RNA. RefSeq names its product F-box and leucine rich repeat protein 4 (gene FBXL4). The transcript is spliced from 8 exons. Gene Ontology annotation, cellular component: SCF ubiquitin ligase complex. Gene Ontology annotation, molecular function: protein binding. The record is from RefSeq and is a predicted model, not a curated record. Lineage: Eukaryota; Metazoa; Chordata; Mammalia; Monotremata; Tachyglossidae. Gene Ontology annotation, biological process: SCF-dependent proteasomal ubiquitin-dependent protein catabolic process. The coding region runs from base 403 to 2268 and encodes 621 amino acids.
GACCCCCCCCCCACCAAGGUUACUGUGGAAAGGUUUUUGACAUAGGAAGCCACACAUACUCAUUCUCCCCCCAGUACCAGUCUGCUGGUCAAAGGAGCCCAUUCUGCCAGUCCCACGGCGGAAGACUGAGAGAAGUUCACGGCCGUACGAAUCGCUGACGCUUCAAGCCUCCUCUGCUGCCUCUUUGCGUGCUUCUCUGCCGAAUACUCGCUUCUCCUCCACCUUUUAUCACCUUUUAUCUUCCUUAGGCGCCACAGCUGUGACUGGCCCAGGGCCCUUCCCAAGUAGAGAAGGCCCCACCCCGCGACAGGCCGGCAAUCACCUGUCCUCAGCAGGAGCCAUGUCUCCAGCGCCUUAGUGAGGACAGAGCCGUGGUUUCGAAGCGACCCCCUCCCUCACCGGAUGCUUCCGACCUUCCCCAUGUUCACGGUCCUGACGAUGUUCUACUACAUCUGCCUCCGGCGCCGGGCCCGGACCGGCCCCAGGGGAGAGACGCCCAACUGCCGGCGGACGGCGGACGCGAACCCCCGGCCCCCGCCCCGCAACGCGGAGGUGGUCCAGUACGCCAAGGAGGUCUUGGAUUUCAGCUCCCAUUACGGGAGCGAAAACAGCAUGUCUUACACCAUGUGGAACCUGGCUGGGGUCCCCAGCGUCUACCCCAGCUCGGGGGACUUCACCCAGACGGCGGUUUUCCGCACCUACGGGUCCUGGUGGGAGCGCUGCCCCAGCGCCCCGGCCCCUUUCGCCCGCACCCCGCCGGCCUUCCGGAGCCAGGACUUCGUGGAGCUCGCCUUCGAGGAACCGGUCUAUCCCACGGCCGUCCACGUCCUGGAGACCUACCACCCCGGGGCCGUCAUCCGGAUCCUGGCCUGCUCGGCCGACCCGUACGCCCCGAGCCCUCCGGCCGAAGUAAGGUGGGAGAUCCUCUGGUCCGAGGAACCUACCAAGAUGGCCACACCCCAAGCUCGCCAGUUCUCUCCUUGCAUCAAACAGAUCGCGUUCCCCACCAACCUGAUCCGCUUGGAGGUGAACAGUUCCCUCCUGGACUACUUCACCGAACUGGACGCCGUGGUGCUGCACGGCGUGAAGGAAAGGCCUCCGCCGUCUCUUCAGGCGUCGCUGGCCGAGCGGAGAGAUCCGGGAGGAGGAGGGUACGAAGAGAAGAGUAAAAGUGGAAUGGAGGGUCUGAACAAGCAGAUGAGCAAGGCCGUCCUCGGAGAAUGGACAAACAUCGGCUAUUUUGAUAAACUACCUUAUGAGCUCAUCCAGCUGAUUCUGAGCCACCUUCCCCUCCCUGAUCUGUGUCGAUUAGCCCAGACUUGUAAGCUACUGUUGCAGCACUGCAGCGAUCCUCUACAAUAUACUCACCUCAACUUGCAACCUUACUGGGCAAAGCUCAAUGACGCGUCCCUGGAAUAUCUGCAGACCCGCUGCUCUCUUGUCCAGUGGCUGAAUUUAUCUUGGACUGGAAACAGGGGCUUCAUAUCAGUUGCGGGAUUUGGCAGAUUCCUCAAAGUGUGCGGAUCCGAACUCCUACGGCUCGAAUUGGCCUGUGGCCAUUUUCUCAAUGAGACUUGCCUGGAAAUCGUAGCUGAGAUGUGCCCAAAUCUUCAGGAAUUAAAUCUCUCCUCCUGCGAUAAACUACCACCUCAGGCUUUCAACCAUAUUGCCAAAGUGCGCGCCCUUAAGCGUCUCAUUCUUUAUCGAACAAAAGUAGAGCAAACCGCCCUGCUCAGCAUUCUCAACUUCUGUCCGGAACUACAGCACCUCAGCCUGGGGAGUUGUGUGAUGGUGGAGGACUACGAUGAGAUCACCAGCGUUAUGGGCGCCAAGUGCAAAAAACUGCGGACCCUGGACCUGUGGCGUUGCAAGAACGUGACGGAGAGCGGGAUGGCCCAGCUGGCGGCCGGCUGCCCGCUCUUGGAAGAGCUGGACCUGGGCUGGUGCCCCUCUCUCCAGAGCAGCACCGGCUGCUUCGCCCGCCUCGCCCGCAAACUCCCCAACCUGCAGAAGCUCUUCCUCACGGCCAACAGGUCCGUCUGCGACAACGACAUCACCGAACUGGCAAGCAACUGCCCCCGCCUCCGCCAGCUGGAUAUUCUAGGGACGAGGAUGGUGAGCCCCGCCUCGUUAAGAAAAUUGCUGGAGUCCUGUAAAGAUCUGUCUUUACUCGACGUGUCCUUCUGCUCGCAAAUCGAUAACAGAGUCGUCCUCGAACUGAAUGCCAGCUUUCCUCAUGUGUUCAUCAAAAAGAGCUUCACUCAGUGAUUUUCCCCGCAACCUCAGCUGCGGCAGAAUUUAUUUAAGAAGGUAUUUUUGUACAGAUUUGUGGUAAAAGAAAAACUAUUUUUUAAAGAAGAAGAAGAAAGCACAAAGUCUGUGAAAGAGUCAAACUGUAAAGAUUUAUUGUAACGCUUGUAUCAAGAAAUAUGAAUUUGGUAGAAAUUUUAAUUCCCCUCUACCCAGCAGUUUCUUUGCCCUUCAUUAUUGAGUGACGUUGCCUGUUUUUAACUGUCAGCUACAAGUUCAGACUCAAAUGGCGGAGCAAAAUGGGAACAGACUCGAUUGCCCCUGAAACAAAUAUUUUGUGCAAUUCCUACUCUGUAAAAAUAAACGUUAAUUUUUUAAAAUAA